CGACAUGCAACUACCGUUCAAAUCCAAAGAAGAAGAAACAGCAGGCUGUUGUUGCUUUCUGCGUGGAAAUGUCUCGGCUCCAGGCUGUGAAGGUUUUCAUCCAGCAGCGGCUAUCCGCGGCGGUGGAGGAGAUCUUCGGCCACCUGGAGAGGACAAUAACCGAGUGUGAGGAGGAGAUGGAGAGUCGACACCGACACCAACAGCUGCUGGAUGCGGAGCUGCAGAGAGCAGUGUCUCCUGGAGACGUCCAGCAGCCAUUGCUGGUUAAAGAAGAGCAGCAGGAGUGGAGCGCUGGCCUGGAGCCACCUAUUAAAGAGGAAAAGGAGGAUUCAUGGACCAGUCAGGACGAUGAGCAGCUGCAAGGACUGCGUGAGGAGGAUAUCACUAAGUUCCCAUUCACUCAUGUCCUAGUGAAGAGUGAAGAUGAUGAAGACACACCUCAGUCCUCACAGCUUCAUCAAAGACAAACUGAGGAGAAGGUGGAGGCAGAGCCUCGAGCAAGCAGCUCAAGUAAACAGAUGAAAACAGAAGCUGAUGGAGAGGAGUGUGGAGGAUCAGAACCAAACAGGAUCUUAGUGUCUAGUAUUAAAUCUCUGUCUGGGUCUAAUGACAAGACUUCACACUCUUUUGAAGCUGUGAUUAAAAACAUUGGUGAUGGUUGGAAGGAGAUCAGGAAGACUCAGACAGAUUUAAAGAAUCAAGUUUCUGUAAAUGAUCUGGGACAAAGUGCUGUCACCAAAUCGUUAAGCUGUUCAAAAUGUGGGAAAAGAUUUGGCCAGAAGCACCAUCUGCUGACACACAUGAGGUGUCACACAGGAGAGAAACCCUUUAGUUGUUCUCUUUGUGGCAAAAGAUUUUCUCAAAAGGGAAACCUGACACAACACCUGACCGUCCACACACGGGAGAAACCGUGCAGCUGUUCUGUUUGUGGAGAGAGAUUUGCACAGAAAGGAAAUCUGACACAACACAUGACAGUACACACACGGGAAAAACUCUGUUGGUGAUGAGCUUUGGUUGGUGAAGUCAAAAAUCACCAACAUGCUGUGUGGCUCAGGAGGUAGAGCAGGUCGUCUACAAUUUAGAUGAUCAGCGGUUCGAUCCCCGCCUCCUCCAGUCUGAAGUGUCCUUGGUCAAGAUACUUAACCCCAAAUUAGAUGAAUGGUGUGUGAAUGUGUGUAAAUGGUUAGCUCUUAGAACUGAUGAGCAGUUGGCACCUAGCAUGGCAGCUAAUGUCAUCAGUGUAUGAGUUUAACUGUGUACUGUAUGUGUGAAAUAUUUAUAUGUUUGUUAACUUUGUAUCUCUUGGUCCAGAGCUGGGAGGGGUGGGUUUAUGGAUUUUUAUGUAUACGUUAAAAAAAAAGAGUGUGAAAUAUUUGUGCAAAUCACUUCCGAAAUGAAUAUUUAGUAAAAAAGAGCACUGAGCUA
This is a messenger RNA of Larimichthys crocea (large yellow croaker), 1425 nucleotides long. Its product is annotated as zinc finger protein with KRAB and SCAN domains 5. Lineage: Eukaryota; Metazoa; Chordata; Actinopteri; Sciaenidae. The record is from RefSeq and is a predicted model, not a curated record. The transcript has 2 exons. Gene Ontology annotation, molecular function: RNA polymerase II cis-regulatory region sequence-specific DNA binding; DNA-binding transcription factor activity, RNA polymerase II-specific. The coding region runs from base 69 to 1004 and encodes 311 amino acids. Gene Ontology annotation, biological process: regulation of transcription by RNA polymerase II.